UCCACAAGUCUAUUCCUCAAAGUCAAGCUUGGUUUUCUUCAGUUGCAACAGGCAUGCACAGCCUCUCUCUCUCUCUCUUUCCAUGGUUGUGAAUUUCGAAGCAACUUCUGCAAAUCCAAAUUGAUUGCUUCACAAGCAAUUCGUUCUUUAUUUGAAUGCUUUAUCCUUUCGUUCUGACCAUUUCUGCAGGAAUCCGUGAAAAGAAAAACCGGAUUUCGAUUCUCUUACCGUUUUUGGUUCUUCUUUUAGUGGUUACUACUGCCUGGAUUUUGGAAGACAAGUUUAGGAUCCGUAUAUCGAAUUCCUUAUGAAGAUUAAUCUAUUCUUCCAUUGAGUUCUAGAUUUCAAUCAAGUAAAAUGAAGGAGCUACUGAGGAAAUCAUGAUCUCGAGUCCUUUAGUUAAAGCAGCGAAGCUCAGGAGUGAGGUUUUUCUCCGCGGAAUUUCUUUUGGCGUGAAACUGAAGCUAUUAUUAUGAUAGUAUCUGGAAGUUGUCUCUCAUUUCACGUUUUGGUCGAACUAUAUUCGUUUUCUUCUGAAGAGAAUGUUCAUAAGCUUGCUCUGCCUCGGAGAUUUGGUCUAUAUGGAAAGCUUGGAAACGAUUUUCAGAUGAAACGGAAGUGAUCGAUUAAAAGCCGCUGUAGCAGUAGAAUGAGAGAUAAUUCAUUAAGAUUCUUUUUGUUUUGGAAAUGAUCGAGAAUUUUUACUUUAACUAAGACGAGAUGAAGCGAAGGAGCUCUCAAAAUAAAUCUCAGAGUCAAUGGAACAGAAACAUUUUUGCCUUACUUUUGUUGAGCUUUUGUUUUGGAUGUUUAAUAUUGACUGAAACACGUUAUAGUCGAAUCAAAAUGAUUUUGUCGUCGUCUCCUCCAUUCGUUCAAAGGCCUAAGAUCGCGUUUCUUUUUAUUGCACGGAACCGGCUUCUUUCGGACGUUGUGUGGGAUACCUUCUUCCAGGGAGAAAGGGAGAACAGAUUUUCAAUUUUUGUCCAUGCUAGGCCUGGAUUUACGUUGAAUAAUGUAACAACAAAAUCAGCAUACUUUUAUGACCGCCAGAUUGAUGACAGUAUACAGGUAGAUUGGGGGGAAGCAAGCAUGAUCCAGGCAGAGCGAAUUUUGCUAAAAAAUGCACUUGCGGAUCCAUUUAAUGACCGUUUUGUUUUUUUAUCAGAUAGCUGUUUACCCUUAUACAACUUCAACUAUACAUAUGAUUAUAUCAUGUCAACACCAAAUAGUUUUGUAGACAGCUUUGCUGAUACGAAGGGAAGUCGUUACAAUCCAAAAAUGCAUCCUGUUAUUCCUGUUCAUAAUUGGAGGAAAGGAUCCCAGUGGGUUGUUUUAACGAGAAAGCAUGCUGAGAUUGUAAUGGAAGACAAUACAGUCUACUCAAUGUUUCAGCAGCAUUGCAGAAGGAGGUCACUACCUGAGUUUUGGCGGAACCAUCCUCUUGCUGUAGAUGUUUCAAAGGAGCAUAACUGUAUACCAGAUGAACAUUAUGUUCAGACAUUGCUGGCACAAGAGGGACUUGAAGGGGAAAUUACUCGGAGAUCUUUGACAUAUGCUUCCUGGGAUCUUUCAUCCUCCAAAGAUCGCAAAAGGCGUGGGUGGCAUCCAGUGACUUACAAAAUGUCAGAUGCUACCCCAGAACUUAUUAAAACAAUAAAGAACAUAAAUAACAUAUAUUAUGAUACCGAACAUCGAAGAGAAACUUGUAGCAGCCAAGGGAAGCCAGGACAUUGCUUUCUCUUUGCAAGGAAGUUCACUAGGCUUGCUGCCCUCCGGCUUCUUAAAAUGUCUGUGUUGGGAGCUUCCAAUAAAGGAUCCGGUGAAUUAUAAUUUUGGUGACAUGCCAUCUGUUGCAAGUUCCAGCCAGGUAAUAAUCUUCAUUAUAAUCAGUAAAAUUAGCUGUAAAAUAAGGCAUAGAGAACAAAUAAAAAUGAUAUAAAGCUGGUGAUGUUCUCGUCUCCCUGUAGAUGUAAAAUUAAAGAACAUAUACAUGUUAUUCUUUGGGUAGCCUUUUUGUAGAUGUAGUUAAGGGGUCAAUUACAGAACUGAGGGUUUUUUUUGUUUUUUCUUCUUUUUAUAGUUUUCUUUGGUGGGUUUGUACUGUUUCUUCUGUAAAAUUGGAAAUGAAAGCUUACAGAGGUUUUACUGUUAAACAACA
Molecule: messenger RNA, 2161 nt
Organism: Macadamia integrifolia
Lineage: Eukaryota; Viridiplantae; Streptophyta; Magnoliopsida; Proteales; Proteaceae
Product: glycosyltransferase BC10-like
Exons: 11
Coding region: 721-1833 (370 amino acids)
Cellular component (GO): membrane
Molecular function (GO): glycosyltransferase activity
Source: RefSeq, a predicted model, not a curated record